Molecule: messenger RNA, 1322 nt
Organism: Hydractinia symbiolongicarpus
Lineage: Eukaryota; Metazoa; Cnidaria; Hydrozoa; Anthoathecata; Hydractiniidae
Exons: 1
Coding region: 195-1322 (375 amino acids)
Biological process (GO): regulation of cell cycle; regulation of transcription by RNA polymerase II; regulation of cell population proliferation
Cellular component (GO): transcription regulator complex
Molecular function (GO): DNA-binding transcription factor activity, RNA polymerase II-specific; transcription factor binding; RNA polymerase II cis-regulatory region sequence-specific DNA binding
Source: RefSeq, a predicted model, not a curated record
ACAAGAGAAAAAAUCAAUUGACGGUAUUAGCAAGGCAAUGUGAAGAUGGAGUUAUUUGUGUAGAAUAUACUGGAACACUGCUUGUAAUUUGGCUUUCCCAACAUAAUAAAAGAAAUUGAGGAAAAUAUUUAGAGAAAAAAGGCAAAUAUCAAGAGAUUAUACAUCCAAGUUUGAGGUGCAUUCUGUAACAGAAGAUGGCAUUAGCCCACAGUCGUGAAAAUCUAACGUUAGAAUUUGGUGAUGAUAUUUUACCUCCCUGUUUCAAUUCAUUUCUUCAUGAUCGUAAUAAUGUGACAAUAGAUUCUCCUCAAUUGGAUUUGCUUAAGCUAGAGCCAUGUAGGCAACGACAAUUUGUUUAUGAAAAAUACGAGUUCUGUGAAACUGAACUAGAUAGAAAUUUAACUGAGGAAUUCAGGAAUGAAAACAUUAUCAAGGAAGAAGAAUGCGAAGGGAGGAGAGGUAAAUUUUCUUCGACUCAAGACAUCAUGAUAUCUCCCAUUAUCUCAUCACAAGAUUUACAAUUUAUCAAUGAGACUGAUAACAGAUUCAAAUCAAUAUUACCUACCACACAUGAUAUAGAUGCUGAUGAUAUGCAAUUAAAGGGAAAAUAUUUUCAGGAUAGUCAUAGUUUCUCUAAAAAACAAGACGUUUUAACAUCCAAUAAUAACAACAACUUGAAAUUGGAUGAAAGAAAAAAUGUAUUCUUCAGUGAAUUCGCAAGUUCGACAAUAACAGCACUGUGUUCGGAUGAGAAUCAAUUUUCGAGUAAAGAUAGCUCGCCAAGUGGCAUUGCUAGCUUCACUUGGAAUGAUAACGAUUCUAACAAUAGACAUGAUUCAAAGAAAAACGAUUCAAUGCGUCACAAAAAAUCUAAAUUGGAUUAUACAAGAAAUCGUCAGCUGUAUAUGGAGGAAAGGGUAAAAGACUUUUCGAAGCAAGAUGAGCGUUAUUUUAAACAGGCAUUAACUUUAUUAGAAAAAGAAGAGGACCUAUGUUCAACUAACCCGCUUGAUCAAUCAUACAUCGACCUGCAAAUGCAAGAAGCUAUUAAACGCGAACGGAAGAAGUUAAGAAAUCGCCUCGCAGCGUCUAAAUGCCGUCGAAAAAAGCUUGAACGUGAAGCGCAACUUGAAGUUCGAGUGAGUCAAUUACAGAAACGAAAGGAAGACUUGAUUUUAAUGGCACAAUCAUUACGCAACCAAGUCACUAACUUAAAACAGGAAGCUAUUGAGCAUAUAAACGCUGGAUGUCAAAUUAACGUGAGCAUAAUUCCUUCACAAAAUCAGUUAUAUAUCUGUGGAAAAAAUAUUGAUCAACUUUGA